AUGCCUCUUUUCGCCGUCGGCUUGCUCGCGGCGCCAGCUGCACUCAGCGCCUCCUCUUCGCGACUGAUACCCGAGCGGGAGUGGCGAUUGGCGGCAGAGCUGCACCGCUCUCGUGUUCGCCGCCUGCUCUCGCCUGGCUUCGCGCCGGCGCCGCCGCCAGCCCUCACCAAGCGUGGCGAGCCGUCGGCACGCAUGGCGGGCGCUGCCGACGGCUUCCGCAAGCUCGACACGGCCCACCCCGUCUUCAACUUCUUUGAGCAGUACUACGGCGUUACGGGGGGGAAGGGGCCGCGGCGGCUCGCGCGCUGGUCGCCGCCCCUCGAGUCGCCCGGCGGGGUGCUGCUCGAGGCCGCCACCGCCGACGACUUGGGCGACGGCACCCUCCACCUCCGCGGCGCGCAGGUCCUCGACGGUGGCGGCGGCGUGCUGUACGACCCCGCUGCCUGUGUGCCCGCCGACGCGUCGCCCUUCCUGUGGCACCGCGACGUGCUCGCCGCCACCGAGGCGGCGCCGCCAAUCACCUCCUGCUACGGGCUGCACGAGUGGGCGAUGCUCUACCACCCCGAGGGGGCGCCGGAGCCGCCCUCGGCUCGCUAUCAGGGCAGCGCGCUGCAGCUGCGCGUCGACCGCGAGACGCUCAACGCGGCGGUCGAGGGGGGCGUGAGCUGCACGCAUGUGGACGCGCUGCGCUUCUUCGCACCCGCCGCGGCGAGGCACAACCGCCACGGCGGCCGGCUCGAGCGGAUCGACCAGCUGCGGCUCGAGCAGCCCGGCUGCGUGCAUGCGCACAUGGACCUGCUCAAGGCGGCGCUGCGCCUCUCGCCCUGGCUGCCGGCGGAGCUGCUGGCCGACGCGCUCGAGGUGGCCAUCGCGGCGCGCUCGCUCGACGUCGCCGCGUCGCCUUAUGACGCCUCCGCCUACGGGUUGCCGCCGAUUCGGGUCGAGCUGCCGUCAGGCCGCGACGAGUACCGCGCCGCGCAGGUCGAGCUCAUGCACAGGGCCGCACCGGUGCGCGCGGCGCUGCGCGCCGCGUUCGACGCGUACCUCCAGGCCGCCUUCUGCCCGGCCGACGUUGCCGCUGCCGAGGCCGCCCCGGGCGAGGACCGCUUCGCAGUCGCGACGCCCGCCGGCCCGCCGUGGAGGAAGGCGCUGCUCCAGCGCCCCGAGCGGACCUCUCUUCCUAAGCGGUAA
This is a messenger RNA of Emiliania huxleyi CCMP1516, 1191 nucleotides long. RefSeq lists its product as hypothetical. The transcript has a single exon. Bases 1 to 1191 code for a protein of 396 amino acids. The record is from RefSeq and is a predicted model, not a curated record. Lineage: Eukaryota; Haptophyta; Isochrysidales; Noelaerhabdaceae.